Messenger RNA from Anopheles bellator, 4470 nucleotides. RefSeq lists its product as uncharacterized. NCBI's taxonomy places the organism in Eukaryota, Metazoa, Arthropoda, Insecta, Diptera, Culicidae. Gene Ontology annotation, molecular function: monooxygenase activity; iron ion binding; heme binding. The record is from RefSeq and is a predicted model, not a curated record.
AUGGAGCUUAUCAAUCUGGUGCUCGCCGGGUUCCUCUUCGUGGUUUCGGCCGCCUUUCUUUUCCUGCGCAGCAAGCACAACUACUGGAAGGAUCACGGCUUUCCGUAUGCACCGAAUCCGCACAUCCUGUUCGGGCACUCCAAAGGACAGGGGCAGACCAAGCAUGGGGUUGAGCUCCACCAGGAGCUGUACGACUACUUCAAGCGCCGCGGUAACGCUUACGGUGGAAUGAGCCAGUUCGUUAUACCCUCGGUCUUGGUCUUGGACCCGGACCUGGUGAAAACGAUACUCGUGAAGGACUUUAGCGUAUUCCAAGACCGUGGUGUGUUCGUUAACCCCAAGGACGAUCCGCUGUCGGGGCAUCUGUUCGCGCUGGAAGGCAAUACGUGGCGGCUCCUGCGCCAGAAACUCACGCCAACGUUUACGUCCGGACGCAUGAAGCAAAUGUUCGGUACGAUCUGGGACGUCGCCUUGCGGCUGGAAAGCUUCAUGGAGGGCCAAUGCCAGCAGCCGGACAUUGAGAUGAAGGACGUGCUGGGGCGCUUCACGACGGACGUGAUCGGUACGUGCGCGUUCGGUAUCGAGUGUAACACGCUGCAGAUGCCAGAGUCCGACUUCCGGAAGUACGGUAACAAGGCGUUCGAGCUGAACUUGGGGGUGAUGUUGAAAUUUUUCCUCGCGUCCGCGUACCCAAACCUUAUACGGAUGUUCAAAAUGAAGUCCACGUACGCCGACGUGGAGAAGUUCUUCAUGGACAUGGUCCGCGAAACGGUCGGCUAUCGGGAGAAGAACAACAUCAAGCGAAACGAUUUCAUGAACCUGCUGCUCCAAAUCAAGAACAAGGGCAAACUGGACGAGAACGACAACGAAUCGGUCGGCAAGGGAGAAGUCGGCAUGACGCAGGAAGAGCUGGCGGCCCAGGUGUUUGUGUUUUUCCUGGCCGGCUUUGAGACAUCUUCGACCACGCAGAGUUUCUGUCUGUACGAGUUGGCGAAGAACCCCGACAUUCAGGAGCGCCUGCGGGACGAGAUCAACCAAGCGAUCGACGAGAACGGGGGCGCCGUGACGUACGAUAUGGUCAUGAACAUUGCGUAUCUGGAUCAGGUCAUUAACGAAACUCUCCGCAAGUACCCACCGGUAGAGUCGUUGAGUCGGGUACCGUCGGUUGAUUAUAGAAUACCCGGCACGAACCACGUGUUGCCGAAGCGCACGCUGGUGCAGAUUCCUGUCUAUGGCCUGCAGCACGACCCAGAGCACUACCCCGAUCCGGAACGCUUCAAUCCGGAUCGGUUCUCUCCGGAAGAGGUAAAAAAGCGCCAUCCCUAUGUGUUCAUCCCGUUCGGAGAGGGUCCCCGGAUUUGCAUCGGCCUGCGGUUCGGCGUGAUGCAGACGAAGGUCGGACUGAUUACGCUGUUGCGCAAGUUCCGAUUCACUCCAUCGGCCCGAACUCCGGAGAAGGUUACGUUCGAUCCGAAAAUGAUCACUCUUUCUCCCAUCGAGUUCGAGUGUGUCGGCGGAGCGAUGCCUAUCGUCGAGUUUUGGAUUGCUUUCGGCACCACCGUGCUGCUGGUGGUCGGGUUCGGUGUGUGCCUGCUGCUGGACAAACGCCGAUCGCUGUGGGUCGAUCGUCGGUUUCCCGGCACCGGAAGGGCCCCGAUGCUGUGGGGUGAUUAUGGGGCCAGCGGAUACCUGGAGCAUCGAGCGCAAACCAAUCAGCGACUGUACCGGGUGUUCAAGGCGCGAAAAUGGCCCGUUGGCGGAGCGAUCCUCUAUCUGACACCGGUCGUCAUCGUAGUGGACCCGCGUGCGAUUGACUUCCUUCUCGGUGACGAAUGCAUCAAAAUUCCUACGGUCCGUGGCAAUGGCGUGGUGAUCGCCAGCUGGACCGACUUCGAGGAGGAGCACUACGAAGCGAUGCUAAAUCUGGCCAGCGCAGAGAGUACCAACAUUGCAAGCACAGUCAGCGUUUCCGGCACCGAGCGGGACGUCAAAUCGAUCGUGGAGCAGUUCACGGUGCGGGUGCUGAUGCCGAUCGUUUUCGGGAUCCAACAUGAACCGUCACUGGAGGUGGCUGUCCGGGAGAUGCUCCACGAAUGUGCACCUUCGCUACCGUGGAGCGUUCUAUCGACAGCACUUCCGGUCUGGGCCAGUACUAUGGGCAGGUUUCUCGAUCCCAACCGGCUCGCCUGGAGGCGAUUGGAGGAGCUAAUGUUCGCGACGGAGCGUGAGCCAAAGUUGGGUGAAAAUUUCUCGUCGUUUCUCAAACGCAAAACAGCUCAAGCCGAUGGGAUGGAACCAGUGUCGUUCGACCGUACCAAACGCACGUUGCUGGAGCUGGUACGGAACAUGUUUUACAUCGCGUCGGGGACCAUUAUCGCCUGUCUGUACGAACUCGCAUCGAACCACGGAGUCCAGGCACGGUUGCACGAAGCGCUGCAAAAUUCUAGCGACUCAAUGACUGACUACCUCGAUAACGUGAUAGGCGAAACACUUCGCAAGUAUCCACCCGUCCACGAGAUCUCAUUCAGCACGCUGACGAGCAAUCGUUUACCGGACUUCGAUGUGGUAAUUCCGCGAAAAACUAGGGUCAUCAUUCCCACGUACGCGCUGCAUCGCGAUCCCGACCACCACCCUAGCCCAUUGAGCUUCGAUCCGGAGCGUUCGGCGUUGCGAGCCCCGUGCAGGGCUGACAAAUCGUAUCCCUCGUUCUAUCGGCCCCUGGGUGAGAAAGCUUACGUCAACGGAUCCAAUUUCGCCCUGCUGAUGGUUCGCGUGGGGCUGUCCAACAUGCUGGUGCACUGGAAGGUGGACUUGGCAGCGGGCAGUCCACGCGAGUUGGAGGUAUCGGCGGAAGGUUCUAUACCUUAUCCGAGCGGGAAGUUCCGCUACUGGAGUGACCGUGGCGUCCCGCAGCUCGAGCCAACGCUCCCGUUCGGCAACAUGCGGGGCAUGGGCAAAGAGUUCAGCUUCAACGAGCUGCUCGAUCGAGCCUACCGUCGCUUCCGGGACCGGUCGCCGGUGGCCGGGCUCUACUUUCUCACUAACCCGGUGCUGAUCGUGAACGAUCUCGAUGUGGCGAAGCAGGUGCUGGUGAAAGACUUCAACAGCUUCCACGACCGCGGGCUGUACGUACGUGACGAGCGGGACGACCCGCUGUCCGGCCAUCUGUUCUCGAUUGCCGGCGAACGGUGGCGCUACCUGCGCAACAAGCUCAGCCCCACGUUCACGUCCGGGAAGAUUAAGGCCAUGUUCGGGACGAUCCGCACGAUUGGGGUCGAGUUUUUGGCCAGCGUUGAGCCGUACGCCGAACGCGGGGUGCCGAUCGACAUCAAGAAGCUGAGCCAGUGUUUCACCUGCGACGUGGUGGGCUCGUGUGCCUUCGGCUUGGAGUGUAACGCGCUCAAGAAUGGCAACGCGAAGCUGCUCGAGGUCGGCGAUAAGGUGUUUCGCCAGACGCCGCUGCGCAUGAUGUACUCGAUGGUGCUGUCGCUGCUCCCGCGCCUUUCCCGAGCCCUACGCCUUCCGCUGUUCCCCCGGGACGUGUCCUCGUACUUUAUGGGCGUGGUGAGCGAAACGGUGGCGCACCGGGAGCAGCACGGCGUCGAUCGGCCGGACUUCCUGAACCUGCUGAUUCAGCUGAAAAACCGAGGCACGGUGGAGGACGGCGGUGACCACGCCACUGAGAAGCUGACCCUGGACGAGGUGUCCGCCCAGGCGUUUGUGUUUUUCUUCGCCGGCUUCGAAACGUCCUCGACCACGCUCUCGUUCGCGCUCUUUCUGCUCGCCAGCCACCCGGAAGUGCAGGAGCGGUGCCGGAAGGAGAUUCUGGAGAAGCUGGCCCACCGAGACACCGGGGGCGGGCUGAUCACGUACGAGGCACUCAAGGAGAUGACGUACGUCGACCAGGUGAUCAAUGAGACCCUGCGCAUUUAUCCGCCAGUCGGACAGUUGAUGCGUGCCGUAACGCAGACGGUCCACCUCGAGGCGGCCAACGUGACGCUCAGGAAGGGUGACAUGGUGAUGAUACCGAUCUACUCGUACCACCACGAUCCGGACCUGUUCCCCGAGCCGGAGUGCUUCCGGCCGGAGCGAUUCGCGCCAGAAGCGGUUCAGGCUCGCCAUCCGCUUGCGUUCCUGCCGUUCGGUGAAGGUCCACGGAACUGCAUCGGGAUGCGAUUCGGGCUGCUGGAGGCAAAGUUCGGGGUCGUGCAGCUACUUAGUCGGCUGCGGUUCACCGUCGAUCCGCGCACCGAAGUCCCGUUGCGGUUGGCCAAAAACACAGGAUUCCUCCAGGUGGAAGGCGGUAUCUGGUUGAACGCCACCAGGGCGUGAGUGCCAUAUAGUGCUUGGAUUGUAAACUACCGAUUACUAGACAUUCAAUUUUGGAAAUUGUAAACAUUUAGUACCGCUAUGUGCUUUGACCGCUAUGUGCUUUCAGAAAAAUGGCUAAUUGGGCGAAAGAACGUUUGG